Messenger RNA from Nicotiana tabacum (common tobacco), 1050 nucleotides. RefSeq names its product small ribosomal subunit protein uS3x. Lineage: Eukaryota; Viridiplantae; Streptophyta; Magnoliopsida; Solanales; Solanaceae. Gene Ontology annotation, molecular function: RNA binding; structural constituent of ribosome. The record is from RefSeq and is a predicted model, not a curated record. Gene Ontology annotation, biological process: translation. Gene Ontology annotation, cellular component: nucleus; cytosolic small ribosomal subunit.
AUUCGAACUUACAUUUCUUCUUAAACCCUCCUCUGCCGCCAUAGACGUGCUGUUUUUAGCUGCGAAAAUCUUCACGUUCUCUUUUUCCGGCCGUUUCGAAAAUUGUGGCAUAAUUUGAAAAUGGAUACUCCGGUUACUCAGAUUAGCAAAAAACGAAAGUUUGUUGCUGAUGGCGUCUUCUUUGCGGAGCUUAACGAAGUGUUGACGCGUGAGUUGGCUGAGGAUGGAUAUUCUGGAGUUGAGGUUAGAGUUACUCCUGUGAGGACUGAGAUCAUCAUCAGAGCCACUCGUACUCAGAACGUUUUAGGUGAGAAGGGAAGGAGGAUUCGGGAACUGACAUCAGUUGUCCAGAAGCGAUUCAAGUUUAAAGAGAACUCUGUGGAGCUAUAUGCAGAGAAGGUUAACAACCGAGGGCUUUGUGCUGUUGCUCAGGCCGAAUCACUUCGCUACAAGCUCCUUGGUGGUCUUGCUGUUAGGAGGGCAUGCUAUGGUGUUCUGAGAUUUAUAAUGGAGAGUGGAGCCAAGGGAUGCGAGGUGAUCGUUAGUGGAAAGCUAAGGGCUCAGCGUGCUAAAUCUAUGAAGUUCAAAGACGGUUAUAUGAUUUCUUCCGGUCAGCCAGUCAAGGAGUAUAUUGACUCUGCUGUAAGACAUAUUCUCAUGAGACAGGGUGUACUUGGCAUCAAGGUUAAGAUCAUGCUUGAUUGGGAUCCAAAAGGAAAGCAAGGUCCAACAACUCCUCUUCCAGAUCUUGUCACAAUACAUUCUCCCAAGGAGGAAGAAGAUUACAUCAGAGCGUCGGUUGUGGUGCCAGACGUAGUGCCAACGAUGUUGCCAACUGAUAUUCCUAUCCCAGUCCCAGUUAUGUAGACAGCGAAUCUCACUUGCCUCUCGCUGAAUAAUCUCUGAAUGUUACAUCUAUAAGUCAAGUUUUAGUUUUUAUUCUUCUUUUUUCGUUCAUCUUUGGGUACUGUUAAACAUGUCUGGAAAUCCGUUACUUUAUAUGACUAUCUUUCUAAUGCACCUAAUAAGAUUUUUAUUCUAUUCUAUUAA